CGCAAGUGAACCUGAAAAGCUUGUGAAGUCUGGAUUCCGCUGUUCAAAGUGAAAUUAUGGUUUCCUUUAGAUGUCCACAGUUCUUUUAACUUUUAUUUAAAGUGUGUAACGUUUGAAGUGAAGCCUCGCGAAAUACGAACAACAGCUAACGCCGUUAGCUUUAGCUUAUGUUUGAAAUAUCAGUGGAGUUUGAAUGGACAGAAGGAAAUUUCGCACUGAUUUAUUAAAAAAUGUCUAACAUCCAAAUGCUGAGAUCUGUAGUGAACCAGAGACUGACUGCUGCUGUUGAAGAGGUUUUUGAGCUGUUACAGAGAGCGAUAUCAGAGUAUGAGGAUCAACUUAGCCGAGCUAAAGAGGAAAACCAUCGACAACAGAAACUCCUGGACGCUGUUUACAACCCUGAAGUCCAGCUACACAGAGCAGCCUUUGGCAAUCUAAAUCUCCUGCCAGAGGGUAGGAGCUCAAAGUCAGCAUGGAGAGGAUGAUCAGGACACUGUCUGAUAUCCUGAGCCUUAGAGUUUACCCUCCUGCAAAAGGUUGUAGACAGAACAGACAUCCAACAGCUGAUGGUGAGUAAAGAGGAGAUUCUCCCUGUGCAGAUAGGGAGUAGCUUCAGCCUGAACUGUAUGAUUUCUGAGCCUUUACACCUGAAAGAGGAACUGGAGGAAGUGGAACUGUGCAGUAAACAGGCUAGAGAGCCGCUUCAUGGAGCAGAAGAGGCUGAUCUUAUCAACAAUUUCACACUAACUUUUGUCACUGUGAAAAGUGAAACAGGCGAUGAGGAAAAACAUCAUUUCUUGCAGCUUCAGGAAGACCAAUGUGAAGUGAACAGAGACACAGAGCAUUUGGAAUCAGAAGCUGAUGGAGAGGACUGUGGAGGAUCAGGCGCAGAUAGAGGCUUGAAUCUGGACAGUCAUUUACAACUAGUUACGGCUGACAAGACUUCAUGCAGUUCUGGAUGUAAAACUGGUGACAGUGCUGAUUGUUUGAUGAGUGAUGAACCUCAGGAAGAUUUGAACCCUCUUCUAAACAAAGAAGUGGCUGAAAGUGGUAUGAAAUAUGACACUGGUAACUCAUCUGUUAGCACCCCUGAAUGUGGACCAACCUUCGGACUGAAGACACAACUGCAGGGACACAAAGGAAUCCACACAGGAGAGAAACUGUUCCAGUGCAAAGUUUGUGGUAAAAGAUACUCUAGAAAGGGAAAUCUAAAACAACACAUGCUACGUCACUCAGCAGAGAAGCCUUUCAGCUGCUCAGUUUGUAGUAGAACUUUUGUCAGCAGAGCAGAGAUAGUGAGGCACAUGAGAUCCCACACUGGAGAAAAACCUUUCGAGUGUGGGGUUUGUGGUAAAAGUUUUAGUCACAAGGGAUCUAUGAAAAUUCACUCUGCUAUCCACACAGGAGUAAAACCAUUCAGUUGUUCUGUUUGUGGUAAAAGAUAUUCUAGUCUUGGACAACUGAGGCAACACUCAGCUGUCCAUACAGGGGAGAAACCAUUCAGCUGCCAUGUUUGUAAACAAAACUGUUACUCAAAAUCAGCUUUUGUGAGGCACAUGAGGAUCCAUACGGGAGAGAAACCAUUUAGCUGCUCAGUUUGUGGUAAAGGAUUUACUCUCGUUGGCAAUUUAAGGCAACAUGCUGUUGUUCACACAGGGGAGAAACCAUUCAGUUGCAGUGUUUGUCAUAAAAAAUUCUCUUGGCAUUGGUCUCUCAAAAAACACAAGUGUGUUAAGACUAGUCAAACAUGAAUGAAACCAUUAGAUACUCAUCAAAUGUCCCUUUUUGUCUGCACAGGUGAAGUCCAACCAUGAUGAAAUGAUCUGACUUCUACCUGUCAAUAGUUUAUUUUGAGUAUUUGGAUCCUGUUUUGUUCAGUCUAUCUGCUUCUGUAUGUUCAACGCUUGCUUUUUGUGAUCAAACUAUUCAAGUUUUCUAUGGCAGGGAUCUGAAAAGCUUUUCAAAAAAUACUUUGACCUUCUAUUAACCAUAAUGUCAUUAAAAUCAGAAUCUCUGAGCACAGGACAAGGCUUAAGGCCAAUAUUGGACACUUGUGAUGUUCGGGCCCUCAGGGGCCACUACAUAAAAAUCUGGUAUGAUAGACUCUUCCAGAAAUAACUGUCUGCAACACAGUUGGCCAUGCCAUCCACAAAUACAAGUUUAAGCUUUACCAUGCAAAGAAGAAGCCAUUUGUGAACGGGAUCCAGAAAUGCUGCAGCCUUCACUGGGUCAAAGCUCUUUAAAAAUAGACUGAGGCAAAAUGGAAAACUGUUCUGUGGUCAGUCUCCUCAUUUUUCAGAUGUUUACAGAUUUAGAAAAGAAGAGGGGAUGCUGCACGAUGGUAAACAUGG
Cheilinus undulatus (humphead wrasse) is the source of this 2351-nucleotide messenger RNA. RefSeq names its product oocyte zinc finger protein XlCOF6.1-like. The coding region runs from base 567 to 1751 and encodes 394 amino acids. Gene Ontology annotation, biological process: regulation of transcription by RNA polymerase II. The transcript has 3 exons. Gene Ontology annotation, molecular function: RNA polymerase II cis-regulatory region sequence-specific DNA binding; DNA-binding transcription factor activity. The record is from RefSeq and is a predicted model, not a curated record. Lineage: Eukaryota; Metazoa; Chordata; Actinopteri; Labriformes; Labridae.